Prunus avium (sweet cherry) is the source of this 1150-nucleotide messenger RNA. Its product is annotated as Isochorismatase family protein. The record is from RefSeq and is a predicted model, not a curated record. NCBI's taxonomy places the organism in Eukaryota, Viridiplantae, Streptophyta, Magnoliopsida, Rosales, Rosaceae.
UUUGAGGAGGAGAUAAAAAGGAGAGUGGGAAAAGAAAAUGAAAGGGUCUAGCUGUGAGAGAAUUUGCAUUCACCAUCGGCGAAAUGAAAUCCUUACCUUUGAGGGUUUGGGUUUAGUUAAGUCUUAGCCCAAAUUGUAUACAAGGGCCUUUUCCCUUGACCUUCAUCCAAGCUGGGCCACAGUUAUAUCUUUAACGGGCAGCAGUUACCAGAGUUGUCAACCACCUUUCUCCAACCGAGUCUCUGAAACAUGGCAGACAAAUGGAAGCACACAGCUCUGCUUGUAAUUGACAUGCAGCAUGAUUUCGUAGAUGUGGAUGGUCCUAUGCUUGUCAAUGGAGGCAAAGCCAUAGUCCCAAAUGUAAUCAAGGCCGUUCAAAUCGCUAGGCAGCGUGGCUUGCUCGUAGUUUGGGUUGUGCGUGAACAUGACCCACUAGGAAGAGAUGUUGAGCUUUUCCGCCGGCACUUAUAUCCUGCUGGGAAAGUUGGUCCAACCGUUAAGGGUCAGUUUGGUGCUGAACUUGUUGAUGGGCUUGUGAUUCAAGAAGGGGAUUAUAAGUUGGUCAAGACCCGGUUUAGUGCAUUCUUUGGUACACAUCUUGAUUCAUUUCUUAAGGGUGCUGGAAUUGACAGUUUGGUUGUCACUGGUGUUCAGACUCCAAACUGCAUUAGGCAGACUGUGUUUGAUGGUGUAGCUUUGGAUUACAAAUCUGUUACAGUUGUUCUUGAUGCCACAGCUGCUGCUACACCUGAAGUACACGCUGCCAAUAUAUUGGACAUGAAGAACAUUGGAGUUGCAACACCAACCUUACAAGAAUGGUGUGAAUCUGAUGCUUGAUCCUUCUGGUAACCAAAUAGGUUUCCUUCUGCUUGAUUGUUGCAAUAAGACAGUCCUGUAGACUUGCAUUUUGACGAAAGAAUGGCUUUCCUUCCUUUUCUUUGACUGUAUAUUGAGUGUCUUAACAUUUCACACAAUAAGCCCCUUCUACAACUUCAAUCUGCACUGUCUUUGAUCGAUUUACAAAGUGACACAGCAGGUUACAUGUCAAUAAAAGUCCGCCGGCAGUGCGAUGUGUCCCCAGAUAUAUAGGGGCUGAGGGUACCAUGACAUGUAUGUAAAAGUAUUCAUAAAAAUAUCAUGAUCUUUUUCA